CGACAAACGUAUGCGACUCGGGAAUUGAUUUGACGCAGACCACCCCUGCAAAUAUGUUCGAGUAGGUUAGUCAGUGGUUAAAGUAGUACAUUCAUGUCGUAUAAUAAAUUAAUGUUAUGUUAUUAUACAUUGCGGUAGGUUAGUUUGAUUUCACAGCUUCAGCUACCUAGCUGUUGACCGUGCUAAAGAACAUAAGAGUUAACUCGGCCUUGCUACAGGUUUAAGGAGUUUAAGCUUCACUCACAGAGGACACAAUCAUGGCUUAUACGCAGAUAUUGAAAGCCCUGCACCGGAAUCUACAACAGGCAGCGACACAAUACUCUGUGCAAAAAUCCAAGCUCACACAGGUCAGCUCGGUCCUCCUCACACACAGGACCGUGUCCACAGUAUCAAGACUGACCUUCCACAGAAGAGUCGGGGCUCCUGCUUGUGUUCAGCCAGCACUCAGCUGCUUCGUUCAAACUCAGAGGUGGCGGGCUAUUUCCCUGGACUUUACAGCCAGAAAUAAAAGCAGCCCAGAAGAGAGAGACAAGUCAGUUUACAGGUAUCAGGGUGCGAGCCCAAAGCCUUCAGCUGCACAAAAAGUGAAAGAAGCCGGCAGAGACUUCACCUACUUGAUAGUCGUCCUUAUCGGGCUUGGAGUGACAGGUGGGCUGUUAUAUGUGGUGUUCCAGGAGCUGUUUUCUUCCUCGAGUCCAAAUAAAAUCUACGGGAAAGCUUUCAACAAAGUCAAGUUACACCCAGAGGUGAUUGGUGCAUUUGGGGAGCCAAUCAAGUGUUAUGGGGAGACUACCCGUCGAGGAAGGAGGCAGCAAGUCAGUCACAUGGAGUACCUGAAGGACGGACUGAAGCACAUGAGACUUACAUUUUACAUCGAAGGCUCUGAGCCAGGCCUCAAAGGGACUGUACAUUCAGAGUCAAAAGAGAACCCUGAAACUGGAAAAUAUGAGUUUCGAUACAUAUUUGUGGACAUAGACACCUACCCAAGAAGGACCAUCAUUGUGGAAGAUAACCGAUAAGAAAGAUAAUGGACUAACAUUGAACAUUCGGAUAAUGGUGAAGUGUCACUUCACUGUGAAAGCAUUGUGAAAACUGUAUCUCUGAAAGGCAGGUUUGAUUUAUUGGACAAAUAGCUUAAGAUGUAAUGUAAAUUUAACUUAAAUUUACAUUACAUAUCUUACAUACAUUUGGUGGAGAGCAUUGCAAA
Molecule: messenger RNA, 1207 nt
Organism: Micropterus dolomieu (smallmouth bass)
Lineage: Eukaryota; Metazoa; Chordata; Actinopteri; Centrarchiformes; Centrarchidae
Gene: timm21
Product: translocase of inner mitochondrial membrane 21
Exons: 6
Coding region: 258-1019 (253 amino acids)
Biological process (GO): protein import into mitochondrial matrix
Cellular component (GO): TIM23 mitochondrial import inner membrane translocase complex
Source: RefSeq, a predicted model, not a curated record